Molecule: messenger RNA, 2178 nt
Organism: Drosophila eugracilis
Lineage: Eukaryota; Metazoa; Arthropoda; Insecta; Diptera; Drosophilidae
Gene: TH1
Product: negative elongation factor D
Exons: 5
Coding region: 94-1830 (578 amino acids)
Biological process (GO): negative regulation of transcription elongation by RNA polymerase II
Cellular component (GO): NELF complex; nucleus
Molecular function (GO): RNA binding
Source: RefSeq, a predicted model, not a curated record
UUAACGUUUUACUACAACACUAACAAAAAACCAGAAUUAAUCAAAAUAAGAAAAGUUUAUUAUAUGUUAAUGUAACUAAGAUUUUAAGAUAAAAUGGAAGUAGAAUACGACGACUCCGGCUGGCAAGGCCGCGCCAAAGGGCAGUCAAAUCCGGAGGAAAUGCUCGAGGAUAACCCGCAAAAGACGAUCCAGGAGUGUCUGGAGAAGUUCCUCACACCGGACUACAUUAUGGAGCCGGGCAUAUUCACACAGCUUAAGCGGUACUUCCAGUCUGGUGGAUCACCGGAGGAAGUUAUAUCAAUGCUGUCGGAAAACUACAAGGCGGUGGCACAAAUGGCUAACCUCCUUGCCGAGUGGCUAAUCCUGGCUGGUGUUAAGGUGACGGAGGUUCAAGCCAUGGUCGAGAAUCACCUUAAGGAGAUGAUAUUGAAGUCCUUUGAUCCCAAGAAGGCUGAUACCAUCUUUACGGAGGAGGGUGAAACGCCCGACUGGCUUACCGAGAUGAUUGACCACUAUACGUGGCGUUCGCUGAUCUACCGACUGGCCGAAGAGUAUCCCGACUGCCUUAUGCUUAACUUUACAAUCAAGUUGAUCUCCGAUGCUGGUUUCCAGAGUGAGAUCACUUCCAUCUCGACGGCUGCACAACAGAUCGAGGUCUUCUCGCGGGUUCUCAAAACAUCGAUUGUCAAAUUUCUAAAUAAUCCUGAUGAUGUACAUGGCGCUAUUCAGGAGUGCGCUCGCAUGGUCUGCCAUGGUCAACACACCUAUGUUUACUCCCAAGUGCUUAUCCAGGUCCUCAGCCAGGAGCAGAAGGGUGGAUUCAACAUGAAGCGCCUGUCACAGGAAAUCAUUAAAUACGCCCUGCAAAACAAUCAAAAUGUGACCCCUAUAACGAUGGCUCUAAAUGGUUCGGCGGUCUAUCCGCAGGCAUGUCAAGCCCUAACUUCCAUGCUAACCCGCAACACACUUAAUCCCGCCGAUAUUACGGUUCUGUUUCGCAAUUAUUCCGGAUCUGACCCGCCGCCCAUCGACUUGAUACGGAACCCACAGUUUUUGGAGCUUCUGGUGGAUGCCCUCUUCCGCUCCGGCGUUAAGAUUAAUCCCGAGCACAAGCCGAAGUAUAUGUUUCUUCUUGCCUACGCGUCCGCGGUUAUUGACCAGCCUGCCAAAAAGCGGCCCAUGACCGAGCGCAUGCUAAACAAGGAGGAGCUUAAAAGUACAAUUCAAGCUAUCGAAAAGGCGCAUACCAUCUGCAAUGUGGAUCAGGGAUCAACCGAAUUGAUUGCCGAGCUGCAAACGCUUUACAAUUGCAUCAAAUAUCCAGUUGUGGGAGUUGGUGUGAUUCGGUGGAUCGAAAACGUGGUAAUGGAGCCGUCCUACUUUAAACUCUCCACCGACAGCUGUCCCACGCAUUUGGCAGUUCUCGAUGAGGUGGCCGCCGUGCAUCCCACCCUGCAGCAGCAGAUACUAUUCCUGCUCAUCCGCCUUUUCGAGUCCAAGCAAGAUGAAUUGGAGAUUCUCGUACAACUGGAGAUGAAGAAAAUGAUCUUGGACCGGAUGGUUAACCUGCUAACACGUGGCUGCGUUGUACCCGUUCUGCGAUACAUUAAACAGUGUUGCGCCAUCGAGGAUACAGACAUUUCGCUGAUCAGGUAUUUCGUUACUGAGGUUCUGGAGACCAUAACACAUCCGUAUUCACCGGAGUUCGUACAACUUUUCCUGCCUAUGGUGGAGAACGAGGAAAUCACAGGAACGAUGCGCGGCGAGGGCGACAACGAUCCCGUGUCCGAAUUUAUUGUUCACUGUAAAGCACAUUAUACGACUGUAUAGAAAGGGGCAAUAGAGGGGUAUUUUUAGGGGCAAUUACCUUGAAACAGUCUAUAAAACUACCCAAUUUUCAAUCAAAUUUUUAUAUACAUUUUUUUAGCGUACUUCACUUUUUGUAAGAUUUAGCAACUUAAAAAUAUGCAAGUCUCUCCUUAACGAAAAGAUAAAAGAAUUAUACAAACAAAAGUUUAAUCAAUCGAUACCUUUAUCGCCUAAGAUCUAUCUUCAUUCUAAUUCUAAUUUCCUUGAGUUUUUGAUUGUCAUUUUUAUGCUACAAAGCUCAAUACAUUUAAUUUGUUAAACCGCUGCUUUAUAUUGAUUGUGAAUAAAAUUAUUAACGCUUCUACAGAA